AUGACCACCAAAGACUCGUCCAAGUUCUGGAAUGUCCAGGGCAGAGGCCGCUGGUGCGAGAGAAUUACCAGCCAUCGCCGACGUGACUUUGACCCUAAGAAAGGACCCCACCCACGCAUGGGUCCCUGGAGCUCUGUCCUCCUCUGGCCUUCUGUCCAGACCAUCUUCCCUACACAGCCUUCCCCACCCUGCCACCACGUCCAGGCUGUGGAGAUGCAGGCAGUCAGCAUCCCCAGUGAGCCGAGCGAGAGCGGUUUGUUCUUACCCUACAUGCAAGGCCUCUCCUGCGAAGACACUACCACCAAAUCCCCCCGGGGGGCCCAUUACACCAUCGAGGACUCAGUAUUCACCAUCUGUGGCCCGCAGACCAGCCUGGGAGAGGUGGUCCGGGUCCAGGGCCUGCAGAUGACCACAAGUCUCUUAAGGCCCCGCUUCCUGGCACGGUCCCUGCCCAACCCAGCUCCCUUCAACUAUGAGAGCAGCUACAUCGCCGACACCUGCACCAGGCACCCCGAGAAUGUCCUCGAUGCCAGAAAAUCCUUCUAUUCUGAGCACGCCUCCUCGGGGAUGUACUCCAAGGCGUAUCUGGCGGCGAGUGUUAGAGGAAAUUAUGUUCCCAGAGCCGUGCUGGUGGACCUGGAGCCGGGCACCAUGGACUCUGUCCGCUCUGGCCCCUUCGGCCAGAUCUUCCGGCCCGACAACUUUGUUUUUGGCCAGUCGGGAGCCGGCAACAACUGGGCCAAGGGCCAUUACACGGAGGGCGCCGAGCUGGUGGACGCCGUCCUGGACGUGGUGCGCAAGGAGGCCGAGAGUUGUGACUGCCUGCAGGGCUUCCAGCUGACCCACUCGCUGGGCGGGGGCACGGGGUCCGGGAUGGGCACCCUCCUCAUCAGCAAGAUCCGCGAGGAGUUCCCCGACCGGAUCAUGAACACCUUCAGCGUGGUGCCGUCGCCCAAGGUGUCGGACACGGUGGUGGAGCCCUACAACGCCACGCUGUCGGUGCACCAGCUGGUGGAGAACACGGACGAGAGCGCACUUUACUCCUACCAGCUCUGGGCAGACAACCUAAAGAAAGGUGGCGGUGCUCUCCUGCAUUCGGUCAAGGCCAAGACUCAACCAGCUGUCAAAAACAUGUACCGCUCGGCCAAGAGCGGCUUGAAGGGUGUGCACAGCCUUCUGAUGUACAAGGAUGGGGACUCUAGCCGGCAAAGGGGGGGCUCCCUGAGAGCCCCGUCCCUCACCAGCCGCUCAGAUCGCCUGCAACAGCGCCUGCCUAUCACCCAGCACUUUGGAAAGAACCGGCCCCUUCGCCCCAGCAGGAGACGGCGACUAGAAGAGAGACCUUCUGAGUCCCGGGAGGAAGGGACACCUGCUCUGAGCCCUGAGGAGGCCCAGGACCCAUGGGCAGAGGAAGCUCUGGACAGCAGCUUCCUGGGGUCUGGAGAAGAACUGGAUUUGCUGGGCGAGAUUCUGGACAGUCUGAGCCUGGGAGCCAGCAGGACAGGUAGCCUGCGGCCCAGCCAGAGCUUGGACUGCUGUCACAGAGAGGACACAGACAGCUGCUUCAGCUUGCCUGACAUAGCAGAAAGACCAAGAUGGCAACCAGAAGAUGAGAAACUUCCAGAGCCCCAGCCCCUGUCCCUGCCUGCUGACCUGCCAUCUCAGCAAACCCUCCAGUCUUCGGAUGCCGCGACCUCCUCAAAGGACCCUAUUUCCCAGCCAGCCUUGGAGGCCAGCCAAGAAACCAUCCUUCUUCCAUCGCUGCCUUCACCAGCUUCUGCAGACCCCAGCAGCCCAGGGGACCCCGAGUCCAAUCUUCUCAUCCUACAUCUCUCCCCUCCCCGCAAGGCAGCUGAAGACCCCAGAGCCCAGGAGAGCCCCUGCUCUCAGCUGUCCACAGCACCCACCCAGUCCAGCCCUCCAGAAAGCCCCCAACUUCUGGUCCCCACAAAGCCCAACUUGGAUAUUACCUGGACAUCCCAACCCCUUGAGCCCCUUGAUUCUUCCUCAGAUCCUGGUUCCCCAGAGAACCCCAGGUCCCAGCCAUCUGAGGUCAUGCUGGCAGAACAUGCUCAUUUCCAGUGCCCCAAGGGGCCAGGAGCCCUCAGACCCCCUGCUGCACCCGACAGUGACUGGCAGGAGUCCCAGGCUAGGAGCCGGCCCAGAGUCGCUGAGCUUAAAAAGUGUUUUGAAGGUUAAGAAUCAGGGUCCCAGAGGAGACCCUGGUCCUUCAAUAAAGUCACAUGAGCCCAAA
Molecule: messenger RNA, 2254 nt
Organism: Puma concolor (puma)
Lineage: Eukaryota; Metazoa; Chordata; Mammalia; Carnivora; Felidae
Source: RefSeq, a predicted model, not a curated record